GAUCAGCCACAGCAUGGAGGAAACUGUGGCCGGACCAAUUAUGAGGGUUCUGUGCUUCAGUGAAGGCCUGUGCUUUCCCCCACCAGCAUGCCUUUACUUAUUAUUAUUUUCAAGGCAGUGUAAACCACAUUGAGGGGGGCUAGGUGAGGGAAGCAAGUGUCAGUUGGGGGAUUGAGGAACCCUGGCUGUGAGCUCUACUCUGUAGAGAUGCUUUGGAAAGCUUUCACUCCACUUCUCUUCCUUGUCUUGCUACAGAACCAAGGAACACCAGGUUCUGAUAUGAGCAUAAAUGUCAUCAUGGGAGAUAGAAUCCAGUUACAGCCAAAUUGGAGUCAGCAGUAUUCAAACAGUUCAAAAUUCACUUGGUUUGUGGAACUAUCUUCAAGUAAGCAAACAUUUACGAUACUGAGUUGGAAAACAGCUGCAAAGGUGAAAUAUGAAGCUGAUCAAUUCAAAAACAGAGUCCAUGUCAGGCCUGACAACUUGACUUUAUUCAUUAACUCAGCUCAGAAGAAUGACAGUGGUUGCUACUACAUGCAAAUCACCAGUCAAUCAGGACAAACUUUUAAGUCUACCUCAUUCCAGGUUUCCGUGUUUGAUCCUGUCCAAGCUCCACAGAUCCAGGUGACUGGAAAAUCAUGGAAUAAUACCUUGUGCCAUGUGAACUUGUCCUGCUUUGUUCCUGGGAACAGUAAUUUGGUAUACACUUGGCACAGAGGGAGAGAACAAAUUAAAACCUCAGGGAAACAUAUCCAUGUACAGCUCUAUAUCCAAGCCAACACAGAGAAUUUUUAUUCUUGUAAUGCCAGCAACCCAGUUAGCUCAGCAAGCCAUGCUAUCAAUCUUACCCAGGCAUGUGCUAGCCCAGAUUACAGAACAAUCCCAGUAUUGUUUCAGGUUUUGCGUUUUUUUGUGAUUCCUCUCGUCAUACUGAUUCUCAGCACCCUUGUCUGCCUGUAUGUGAUAAGGAAGAGGAAGAGGAACUCAGCAGCAGAUACGAAUAGUACGAUUUAUGCUAAAGUUGGUCAUGAUAAACCCCGGAGAAAUCAGGUACAGAAUAACUGUGGAACACAACAAGGAAACACCAUCUAUUCUCUAAUGCAAUUUCCAGAACAGCAACAUUUUCCCAAUCAAGUAAACUCCAACUCAUCCCAACCAGUUACUAUCUAUCAAGAGGUCCAGAAAUUCAAUCGACUGUCUAGCAAGGAGGUGGAGAUUUUCCAGUUCCAUUCUUAAUAAUGACAGCUACUAUCUGAAAUGAAUAUAUUGUUGAAGCAUUUUGAGAGCUAAGAGAUUUGGUAAUAAAAACAGCUCAUAUUUUAUAGGUCUUGCAGGUUUACAAAGCUCUCUGUUCACAUCAAUCAUAUGAUGAAAAGAGUGCGAAGACUGCACAAAUAUUCCAAUAGUUUACAACCUUAUCAAUGUGGACAGUCUCUCCAGUGAUGUGGAUCACCAUUCAUUUUUGCCUGCCUAUUUUGUGUGACACUUUAAUCUAAUAUCAGGGGGUCCAUCUCACAUGCUGGGGGACUUCCUGGAUCUCACAUCACAAGAGUACAAAUGGCAUACAAAGCUAUCAUCCUAUUAUCCCCUUGUCCACAAGCCUAACCCAUGUUCCUUUUCAAACAUAAACUUUGUUGUUGACAUU
Molecule: messenger RNA, 1645 nt
Organism: Sarcophilus harrisii (Tasmanian devil)
Lineage: Eukaryota; Metazoa; Chordata; Mammalia; Dasyuromorphia; Dasyuridae
Gene: CD244
Product: CD244 molecule
Exons: 8
Coding region: 208-1236 (342 amino acids)
Biological process (GO): natural killer cell activation involved in immune response
Cellular component (GO): external side of plasma membrane
Molecular function (GO): MHC class I protein binding
Source: RefSeq, a predicted model, not a curated record